GCUCUGCUAUGGCUGGUGUUUUGUUUUCUACAGGUGCUCGUGCGUGCAUCUCAUCACGCAACACUGAUUAUUAUGACGUGGUAUGAUGAUGACCCUAUUCUACCCAAUCACAGACGUUCUUGAGGACAACUCCUUCCYUCCGCCUUCUUCAUUCUCUGCAGACGAAAAAGCCUGCCCAGGAGACUAUUUUGGUCGUCAUAGUAUGUAAAUUUUCCUUUAGUAUUACAUCAGAAAGUAGCUUCUUUGAGUGAAUAAGAAAAAAUGUUGCGAGUUGRUGGUCGUGGAACUUUCAGUUUGGGUCGAGUUGCAAUUCGAUGUCUAUCAACAACAACGUUAAAUGCAGCUCCAUCAGGAACAUCGACUAAGAUAUCAGAGCCAAAGUACAAAAGUAUAGAUGAUUUUAUGGGCUAUGUUGAGAAAAAGAACCCCGGUGAAGUAGAGUURCACCAAGCAGUCCAUGAGGUAAUUACAUCUAUAUGGGACUUCCUGGCAGAGCAUCCUUCGUAUAAUAACCACAACAUCUUGGAACGAAUAAUUGAACCAGAGAGGGUAGUGAUCUUUAGGGUGCCAUGGAGAGCUGACAAUGGGGUUGUCAARGUCAACAGAGGUUUUCGUGUUGAGUUUAAUUCAUCUAUUGGUCCCUACAAAGGUGGUCUCCGUUUCCARCCAACUGUCAACCUGGGUAUAUUGAAGUUCUUGGGAUUUGAACAGGUGUUUAAGAACAGUUUAACUACUCUUCCAUUAGGAGGAGGCAAGGGAGGUUCAGACUUUGAUCCCAAGGGAAAAUCAGACAAUGAGGUAAUGAGCUUCUGUCAGUCAUACAUGACAGAAUUACAGCGCCAUAUUGGACCCAACACUGAUGUUCCUGCAGGWGAUAUUGGUGUCGGUGGAAGAGAAAUUGGCUUCUUAUUUGGUCAAUACAAGCGUAUCUGUAACGAGUUCACAGGAGUGCUGACAGGCAAGUCUGCAGGUUGGGGUGGUAGUUUACUAAGACCAGAAGCCACUGGAUAUGGGUUGGUGUACUUUACUGCUGAAAUGCUGGAAACCAAAGCUGAAAGUUUUAGAGGCAAAACUGUUACCGUAUCGGGUUCUGGUAACGUAGCCCAGUUUGCAACUGAGAAAGUAACUGAACUGGGAGGUAAAGUUGUCACRCUGUCAGAUUCAUCAGGCACAAUUCACGACCCAAGUGGCAUCACCAAAGAGAAACUUGCAUAUGUUGAAGAGCUUAAAAACGUUAAGCGAGGUCGCAUAAGUGAGUAUGCUAUGCAGUAUGGUGUGAAGUUUUAUGAAGGAAAGAGGCCAUGGUUUGUUAAGUGCGAUGUAGCACUCCCUUGUGCAACACAAAACGAAGUCGAUYUAGAYGAUGCACAAGCACUGGUUGAGAAUGGCUGCACAUGUGUUGCUGAGGGCGCCAACAUGCCUACUGUCCCAGAAGCCAUUGAGAUUUUCCAGAAAGCCAAAAURCUUUAUGGUCCAGGAAAGGCAUCAAAUGCUGGAGGUGUAGCAGUGUCUGGUUUGGAAAUGAGUCAAAACAGUCUCCGAAGUGCGUGGACCAGAGAAGGUGUCGAUGAGCGUCUCCAUGAUAUUAUGGAAAGCAUCCACAGCACAUGCGUCAAAUUUGGAACUUCCAAGGACGGUAGUUACGUUGACUAUGUCAAGGGUGCUAACGUUGGGGGUUUCAUCAAGGUUGCUCAAUCCAUGAUCGAACAAGGCGUUGUUUAGAUGUUUGUCAGUUCCAAGAACUUGCUUCAAGGCUAAUUAUAAACCCKAAAAAUUCCUUAAUAUUGGAACAAUUAAGUUCUAUUAUGAAGCUUAAUUUUUCAAACUCCCCACUUAGCUUACAGUUUGCAAAUCAGAAAGUUAGAACUAUAUGAAACAAUUUUAGUAGAAUAUGCAAAACGUAUUCCUAAAAGAUAAGCUUGUCGUAAACGUGCUCCAAGACCUAAUUAAUUAAUUCUAAUUAAUUAUCGUACCCGGCAACAAAUGUCCAAACAGUAGAUCUCGAUUUUAAUGAAUAGUAAUAAUUAGAUAUUAUUAGAUAUAAUUGGCGUUUUUACCCCGUAGAAACAUWGUAYCUGRUCAAUGAYUAGGUCAUUCUAUAUGCUUAUGAAAUGAUCUGGUUUCUCGUAAUUAUUUUAGAAUAUUUAGAAUGUUAUGAUUAUGUCAAUGUGUCUGUCAUUGUUUACAUUUAAAAAAUGUACGUAUUUAUAUUAUAGUUAAUAAGUAGUUAUUAAUAAAUACUAACACGAAUGUGUGAAAGCC
Messenger RNA from Exaiptasia diaphana, 2262 nucleotides. Its product is annotated as NADP-specific glutamate dehydrogenase. The record is from RefSeq and is a predicted model, not a curated record. Lineage: Eukaryota; Metazoa; Cnidaria; Anthozoa; Actiniaria; Aiptasiidae. Bases 262 to 1722 code for a protein of 486 amino acids. The transcript has 2 exons. Gene Ontology annotation, molecular function: L-glutamate dehydrogenase (NADP+) activity. Gene Ontology annotation, cellular component: cytosol.